Molecule: messenger RNA, 645 nt
Organism: Varanus komodoensis (Komodo dragon)
Lineage: Eukaryota; Metazoa; Chordata; Lepidosauria; Squamata; Varanidae
Gene: MYL2
Product: myosin light chain 2
Exons: 6
Coding region: 31-471 (146 amino acids)
Biological process (GO): muscle cell fate specification; cardiac muscle contraction; heart development
Cellular component (GO): myofibril; cytoplasm
Molecular function (GO): calcium ion binding
Source: RefSeq, a predicted model, not a curated record
GCAGAGGGGGCCAACUCUAACGUCUUCUCCAUGUUCGAACAGGCACAGAUCCAGGAGUUCAAAGAGGCCUUCACUAUUAUGGAUCAGAACCGCGAUGGCUUCAUUGACAAAGCAGACUUGCGAGAUACAUUUGCUGCAUUAGGACGCCUGAAUGUAAAGAAUGAAGAACUGGAUGACAUGAUCAAAGAGGCUCCUGGACCAAUUAAUUUCACUGUGUUCUUGACCAUGUUUGGAGAGAAACUGAAAGGUGCUGAUCCGGAAGAGACUAUUCUGAAUGCGUUCAAAGUGUUUGAUCCUGAGGGCAAAGGUCUAAAGGCAAGCUACAUUAAAGAGAUGCUCAUGACACAAGGAGAGAGAUUUUCGAAAGAUGAGGUAGACCAAAUGUUCGCAGCUUUCCCCCCAGAUGUGACUGGCAACCUGGACUAUAAGAACCUCGUCCACAUCAUCACACAUGGAGAAGAAAAAGAUUAACUGCUGGGAAUAGGAUUUGCAUGGCAACAGGAAUGACAACGGAAGGGCACCUUUCUAGGCAGCCAUUUCUGGUCAUUCCUGUCCAUGCUAAUGGGGGUGUGUGUGUGUUGUCAUUCUCCUGGUGUCCUGACCCCUCGUCUAUCCUCUUUGUAGAAAAAAAAAAACAUCUGAAGA